AACUAAGAACAGAUCACACGAGACUUGACCAUCAGUUGGACUUUAUUAUAGCGCAACAGAACGAGUUGGAACAGCUAUUGUCACCAAUUGAGUCCAACAAGUUUGAGAUGAGCGCCAAUAAUGCGGUCAAUACUGAACGGGAAUUCACGUAUUCUUUGGUCGAGACGGUUCACAACGAUCUCAAUGGUAUCGGAACUGAUUUAAAGAAUUUUAUCAAAAAGUUGAAUGAAAUGCGAGCCAAUCAAGACUCGGCCGAUCCAUUGGCACAGAUCUCGAAGAUUCUGAACUCACAUAUGGAUGCUCUUCAAUGGAUUGAAACACAGAUUAAGAAUAUUAAGAUAACUUCUAAUUAAUAACUGCUAAUUAAUAGUACUUUAAGUUGUUUACAGAAUAUA
Molecule: messenger RNA, 395 nt
Organism: Oppiella nova
Lineage: Eukaryota; Metazoa; Arthropoda; Arachnida; Sarcoptiformes; Oppiidae
Source: the annotation of a GenBank genome assembly